This is a messenger RNA of Peronospora matthiolae, 339 nucleotides long. The record is from the annotation of a GenBank genome assembly. NCBI's taxonomy places the organism in Eukaryota, Oomycota, Peronosporomycetes, Peronosporales, Peronosporaceae.
AUGCGUGGCGUGUUCCUGACCAAGCGGACGUGGCACGUGGUCAACCGGGAGACCACCCCCACCUUCGCCGAUCCUCGCGCCAGUGAUGAGUACGUCAAGACGAACAACAUUGCGCUCGGCUUGAUGUUAAUUCACAUGAGCGCGGACUAUCAUCACGUGGUUGAUGACUGCGACGAGGCAUGGGUUGCGUGGACACGGUUGAAGACUCUAUACGGCGGAUCGAAGAAGGCGGGACGGAUCUUCUUGAAGCGUGUUGACGAUCAUCGGUUUCCUACCAGUAUUGUUAACCGUGACCGGUCCAAUCCGAACCGCCUGUUCAGCUUAGUAUUUACGGCGUAG